Molecule: messenger RNA, 2756 nt
Organism: Belonocnema kinseyi
Lineage: Eukaryota; Metazoa; Arthropoda; Insecta; Hymenoptera; Cynipidae
Exons: 4
Coding region: 105-2390 (761 amino acids)
Source: RefSeq, a predicted model, not a curated record
CUAUCCCAGGACGAAAGAGAUUAUUUGAUAGCUGUAUUCCAUAAAUUGUAAACACAUACUGCCAGUCAAAGUGAACCGUUCCCAGUUAAUCCUUGUGAAAUGUGAUGGAGAAAUCGAGGAUGAAAUUGCACGAGAACCGUUGUCGACAAUGCAAAAAGUUAUUUUGCUGCGUUAAUUGUCGAUUGGCUCAUGAAAGCAAGAAGCAUUCGGAACGCGAAUUAAAGUGUGAUCUCUGUUGUUCCAAAAAGCUUCAAAUAAGAGGAGACGAAAGUCACGAGUUUAUCUGCCAUUUGGUUUUUCAUCAUUUGCCACUUCUGUGUCGUCUCUGUGGUCAAUCCUUCGAAUCUAAUCAGGAUUUGGUAGUUCUUCAAAAGUGUGGUUGGUGGAAAACCGAAAAUUCGAAACGACUCUUGAAAGUCUUGGGGAAAAGUUUUCCGUCAACACCUUCUUCCAAAAUCAAGGCAUCUUUAAAUGUAUGUAACAAUAAGGAACCGGUUACGAAAAACAGACAUAGUGGUGAUUUCGUCACCUUCAACUCACCUCCGGUGUUGACUCGAAAUACAAGUACACCUAUGCAAAUUGGAUUGAAUGCUCCGAAGGGAAAUUCGGAAUUCAAGUGCUUGACUGCUUUGAGUUUUCUUUUAAAAACGCCAAAGAAAUUUUCACCGUCUUUGGAGGAUCGAGGAUCUUGGCCCAUUAUUGAUAGCAGCGAAAUUAAAAGAUUCAACUCGGAUUCUCAGUACUGUAGUGGAAUCUCUUCGUAUUCGAGAUCUUCAUUUCAGGGUAGCAGCUUGUCGCAUAAAACAACCAAUUCAUCCACUAGUACAACAACCUACUUCACAUGUGAUAAUCCCGAGAUUGAUUCGUGUACAAGAUCCGAUCUGGGAUCAAAAGUGAAAGAAACCCCAGAAGUAGAAGUCCCAAACAAGAAGGAAGUCAAAGAAUCCACCAAAAGAGUAAGAUUUUCGGACCAGCUCGGACACUUAACAAAAAUGGCCGAGAACGACGAAUUUUUCGAAGCUUAUGAGAAUCUUUCCGUAACGUCUUACAAACCUAAUGAUAAAGUAGAAGAACCGAAAGCACUCGAGGAGCAUACAGAGGGAACUUCAGAUGUCAGCGCGAACAAGGAAAACGAGAUGAAUGUCUUAAAGGAAAAUAAGGUUUCCUUUGAAGAAAACAAUAAUUUUCUCGAGGAAAAUAAAGUUCAGCCAAAGGAGAAUGAAGUUUGCCUUAGGGAGAAUGACGAUUGCCGAAAGGAGAAUGUAGUUUCUCCACAGGAGAAUGGAAUUUGCCUAAAGGGGAAUGAAGUUUUCCGAAAGGAGAAUGAAGUUUGCCUAAAGGAAAACGAAGCUAGCCUAGAGGAGAAUCAAGUUCCUGUAAAGGAAAAUAAAGUUAACUUUAAAGAGAAUCAAGUAUUGGAUACAAAGUUUCACCCCGAGGAAGAUAAGGAGAACAGUGUACCGAAUAUUCAAACAGGAUCAUCAAAUCCUGGUCCAUCUGGAGACAAUCCUGCCAUCGUUGAACAGUCUGGAUCAUCUCGAGUUGUCAUGAUGGUCCUUGUCGAGAACAAAUCGCGUUUUUCAAGGUCAGAAUUGGCACCUUUGAUUGAUUCUGGAUUGAAGAAAUUAGAAGAGACUGCAUCUUCCAUGGGGAGCGUUUAUUCUUCAGUUGGCAGUCGUUCAUCUCGAGUGGAAAGAAAUAGCUCAGAGCUUAGGGAAACUGGGCCCAGAAGAAGGUCCGUUACAUCUGUCAACAGUUACCUCAGUUUCACCAGUACGGAAUGUUUUUCUGCUCAGAGUGGAUCCCAGUGGAAUAGUAGUAAUGAGAGGUCCUCGCCUGAAAGAGUUGAAUCUUCGAAACCUGAAGGAAUCUUCUCAACAGUGGCUCGAGUCGUGAGAAGCGCUUUGAGAAAAUUACCAGUUGCGCUACCUUUUUUUCUUUCAGGAGGUAGUCCAGCACAAGUGGAAUUGAGAGAGCCUAGAAUUCCACAGUCGCGUGCUGCAAUUGCAUCUACAUCUGCAUCUACACCUACACCUACAUCUACAUCUACAUUACGCCCUUCAUCUUACGAUUCAACAUCUUCUCUUUCUUCAACAUGUAUUCAGCCACCAACCAAGAGACCUAGGGAUCCAAUUUCUCCACCAGAAAUUACUGGUUCUACUUUUGAAAAUGAAGAACGAAGUCCUAUUGCCAAAAGACCACGGGGUUGGUAUAAAAUAAAGGCGAGAGAACCAAUAGCUCGAAUGAGAAAAAUCCAAGUAGCUUCACCCAAAGGUGUUUCUUCGGAGACACAACGAUUUCAACAAGGUUCUCUUUCUGUUGGAAGAGAAAAUACCAUUUUGCCUCUUCCAUCGAGGGCACAUCAAUGUACUCAAACAGAGUUGGAUUGAUUAAAUGUAAAUUAUUAUCCUACUUAAAAUUAUAUCCUCUAUUUAUCAACUCAAUACAUUUUUGCCUGGCGAAACAGUAUUGUCAUCUAUUAUAAUUUUAGUUUUAGGACUUAUGUCUAUACUAUUAGAUUUUAUCAUUUACGAUCAUGAAAAAUGAUUUGAUUAUAUUCAACAUUUUUUUUAUUGAAAACAGAAAUAGUUAUCAACCGUUCAUUUUAGAUCUGUGGUAGAUGCUUCCGAGUAAUAGUAUAUUGAAUUGAAACAAAAAUGUUGAAGUAAUUUAUCACUUUUUACUUGCAAUGCAAGAAAAAUAAUUGUUAGACUAGGAAAAUAGCUAACACAAGUGUGUAGUUGAUAAAAUAAAAA